Messenger RNA from Oncorhynchus kisutch (coho salmon), 1356 nucleotides. It is a transcript of the gene nkx2.2a, whose product is annotated as NK2 homeobox 2a. Gene Ontology annotation, cellular component: nucleus. The transcript is spliced from 3 exons. Lineage: Eukaryota; Metazoa; Chordata; Actinopteri; Salmoniformes; Salmonidae. Gene Ontology annotation, molecular function: RNA polymerase II cis-regulatory region sequence-specific DNA binding; DNA-binding transcription factor activity, RNA polymerase II-specific. The record is from RefSeq and is a predicted model, not a curated record. The coding region runs from base 189 to 995 and encodes 268 amino acids. Gene Ontology annotation, biological process: cell differentiation; regulation of transcription by RNA polymerase II.
CUUGCUUUCUGGGUAUAUAAACCGCAUCAAGCUUAUCUCUGCACGCACUCCUGACUCCCAUUUGGAGAUAUUUCAUUAACCGCGCGCUGUCUUAACGCAGGCUACACAACUCAUCCAAUUCCAGUCAUCAGUCACCAGCGGAUUGCCAAACUGGUGCAGCAACUUUCCUGCAUACAUUUCCCCAGAAUAUGUCGUUGACCAACACAAAGACGGGCUUUUCUGUAAAGGACAUUUUGGACCUCCCUGACACGAAUGAUGAAGAAGGAUCUAUCACUGGACCGGAGGAAGAUAACGAGGGAUCAGAGACAACAAAAAACACUGGAGUUUUGGUGCAAAGUCCUCUAGAAAACGUUCAGAAUCUGCCUAUAAAGAACCCCUUUUAUGAUAGUAGUGACAAUCCUUACACAAGAUGGCUUGCCACCACGGACAGUAUCCAAUAUUCGCUGCAUGGUCUAUCAGCUAGUUCUCAAGACUCAGCCAAGUCCCCAGAACCCUCCGCGGACGAAUCGCCAGACAAUGACAAGGAAACUUCAAGCAACGGCAGCGACUCCGGUAAGAAGAGAAAAAGAAGAGUGCUGUUUUCCAAAGCACAGACGUACGAACUUGAGCGUCGAUUUAGGCAACAGAGAUACCUUUCCGCGCCAGAGAGAGAACACCUCGCGAGUUUGAUUCGCCUGACUCCAACUCAAGUGAAAAUUUGGUUCCAGAAUCAUCGAUACAAAAUGAAGAGAGCGCGCGCUGAAAAAGGUAUGGAAGUGACCCAUCUCCCCUCUCCCCGGCGGGUGGCCGUGCCUGUCUUAGUCAGGGAUGGAAAGCCUUGUCAUACUCUUAAAGCUCAGGACUUGGCGGCCACAUUUCAGGCUGGAUUCCCCCUCUCGGCAUAUAGCGCCCAGACCCUUCAUCAAAUGCAAUAUAAUGCUCAGUACAGCGCCGCCACCACGCCACAAUUCCCUUCAGCACAUCACUUGAUGCAAACGCAACAGUGGACUUGGUGAACUAGUAGAGACUGGCGGGGCUGCCCUUUAAGAGCACGAUAGGGGGUUCACUACAAAAUAAAGACUUUUCAUUUUGCAGCUUGACCCAUAGGCCUAUUUACCAUUUUUUGGGGGGCUAAUGUGUGCGCCAUGUUUACAUGUUUUCGUUAAGAGAACUGGGUCCAGCCUCUCCCUAGAUUUAAGAAUGUCAAUGCUCUUGUGAAAUUUUGUAAAGUAUGUUUGUGUGUUGUAGAAAUGUUUUCUUUUUGUCCUUCGUGUUAUAAGCACGUACAGAACCACUUUAUAAUUAUAGAAGAUUUCUUGCUUCUUUUACAAUGGACCGAAAAUAUUUAUGGCCAUGAAUAAACAUUGGCAACUUUUA